Messenger RNA from Benincasa hispida (wax gourd), 1498 nucleotides. RefSeq names its product KAR-UP F-box 1 (gene KUF1). Lineage: Eukaryota; Viridiplantae; Streptophyta; Magnoliopsida; Cucurbitales; Cucurbitaceae. Gene Ontology annotation, molecular function: protein binding. The record is from RefSeq and is a predicted model, not a curated record.
AAUUGUGGGAGCAUUAAAUAUAAGGCAAUAUAUAUUGAGUCAUUGGAAAAGGAAGCGUUGGCUUUUGGUAUCUGCCGAAUAAUGACUUUACGCCGUCUAAUUCAUGAAAUCAUUCUAACCCAAUUUCAGAAAUGAACCCCGCCUCCGCCUCCGCCCCGCCCCCGCCAUCGUAUUCUCCAAUCCCCUCCUCCUCCGCCCUUCUCUAUGGUCCCCGCCACCGCCGACUCCCCUCUCCCCCCUCCUCCAAGCGCAAUAAACUGGCUCUCCACCGCCACCACCCCCUUUCGCCGCUCCUCCCUGGCCUCCCCGAUCACGUCGCCCAAUUCUGCCUCUCCCAUCUCCCCCCUUCUCUCCUCUUCUCCGUCUGCCGUUCAUGGCGCCUCCUCUAUUCCCCUUCUUUUCCCCCUUUCUCCUCCCUAUACGCCCUUCUUUCUUCCUCCUCUAAUUCCCUCGAUUUCUUCAAUUUCGAUCCAAUCUCUUCAAAAUGGACCCCUCUCCCUCCUCCUCCCAAUUCCCAUCUCUUGAUCCACCACCCUUCUUUCCUCUCCCGCCACCUCCCUGUUCAAUCCCUCACCGUCUCCGGCCACCUCCUCCUCCUCGCCGCCACCACCCACAACCUCCUCCCCGCCCUCCCUCGCCCUCUCCUCUUCUCCCCCUUUUCCAAUUCCUGGCGUUUCGCCCCUCCUCUCCCUACCCCUCGCCGUUGGUGCGCUGCCGGCGCUCUCCGUGGCUCUGUUUAUGUCGCUAGUGGGAUUGGAUCCUUCUUCUCCACUGAUGUAGCUCGAUCUGUUGAGAGAUGGGAUUUGAAACCCAACGGUGGUGGUGGUUGGGAGAAGGUGUGUGGGCUUAAGGAUGGGAGAUUUAGUAGAGACGCCAUUGAUGCUGUGGGAUGGAAAGGGAAGCUCUGUAUGGUGAAUGUGAAAGGGGAUGCGCCGAAAGAAGGGUUGGUUUAUGAUUUGGAAAGGGGUGAGUGGGAGGAGAUGCCGGAAGGGAUGAUCGGAGGAUGGAGAGGGCCGGCGGCGGCCAUGGAUGAGGAAGAGAUGUAUGUGGUGGAUGAAGUUAGUGGAAGUUUGAGAAGGUAUGAUUCAGAAACGGAUUUCUGGGAGGAGGUAAUGGCGUCGAAUCGGUUGAAAGGGGCGGUGCAGAUGGCGGCCGGCGGCGGCAGAGUCUGCGUCGUUUGCGGUGGUAGUAGAGGGGAAAUCGUCGUGGUGGAUGUGGUAGCGUCGCCGCCGCGGUUGUGGGUUGAGGCGACGCCGCCGGGAACGGAGGUUGUCGCCGUCCACGUGCUGCCGAGAAUGAAUGGUGCUGCAGAGUCAUGAUCGUCCGUCGGUUACAGCCAGGAAGUGAUUUUUUUUUUUUUUUUUUUUUUUGAAUAUUGCGUUCUUGUUUAAUAUAUUAAUAGAAAGAUAAUACGAAGAAUUUAGACCCAAAGAUUUUGUUUUAAGUUUUUAUUUUUAAAAAUUAAGUUUAUAACAUUUACUUUUUUUUACUCGAUUUA